Molecule: messenger RNA, 1269 nt
Organism: Fonsecaea monophora
Lineage: Eukaryota; Fungi; Ascomycota; Eurotiomycetes; Chaetothyriales; Herpotrichiellaceae
Exons: 7
Coding region: 1-1269 (422 amino acids)
Biological process (GO): carbohydrate transport; transmembrane transport
Cellular component (GO): membrane
Molecular function (GO): carbohydrate:proton symporter activity
Source: RefSeq, a predicted model, not a curated record
AUGGGCCUCCUGGGACGCAUCCGUGCAUUCCAGAUUGCAAGUGCUCUACACAUCGUUGGAGCGGCCAUCCAGACGGGAAGCGUGAAUCAGGCAAUGUUCCUGGUAGGUAGAGGUAUCACAGGCCUUGCAGCAGGGUCGACAAUAGUCAUCGGCCCUGUCUACUUUUCCGAGGUGGCUCCGCCAUCGUCUCGUGGCUCCAUGGCAGGAAUGCAUGGCGCGGGUAUAAAUACUGGAUACAUGUUAGCUGCUUGGGUCGGCUUUGGCUCCUCCUAUGCGAACCCCACGACGACCUUCGGAUUCCGAUUUCCCCUGGCCAUUCCGAUCCUCAUAGCCCUGAUUAUCUUGGGUGCAACGUUAUGGAUGCCAGAGAGUCCUAGGCACCUGGUCGACAAAGGCCGCAGUUCUGAAGCUCUUGCAAUCCUCACCUCCCUUCACGGUCACGGCAACCAUGAGUUUGCGCAGCGAGAGCUGAGAGAGAUCGAACUGCAGGUUUCCGAAGAGAAGGCUGCGUUCAAGGAAAAGUCGGCCUUCAUGAUCCUUUUCACGCAGAUGACAUACCUCAAACGCGUGGCUCUGGGCAUUCUGGUUUGUUCAGGAGUUAUUAAUACGGGCGUGCUUGUCAUCAAUAAUUACGCUGUCAUCAUUUACAGCUCGCUCGGGCUUUCAACUACAGUGUCCCUUCUUCUCUCUGCCGUGUGGUUGACACUUGCCGCCUUCUGGAACUGGCUCGGCGCCUUCCUCUCUGACAGAGUAGGACGAAGACGGAUUCUGCUUAUCGGAAAUAUUGGGACAACCGCGAUGUUGAUCAUUUUCACUGGCCUGUAUGCCAAAUUUCAGGAAACUGGCGAAAGGAAAUAUGCAACCGCCUGUCUGGUCUUCAACUUCGCAUUCGAGUUAUUCUUCGGCGCGGGCGUCGAUCCGCAUGUCUACACUGUCGCUGCAGAGAUCUUCCCCGUCCAUCUUCGGGCCAAAGGUGAAAGCAUCGCACUUGCAGGCUACUAUAUCUACAGCAUCAUUUGGACGGAGGCAGCACCACCUGCAUUUAGCAGCAUUGGAUGGAAAUUUUAUCUCGUUUUUAUUUGCAUCCAAUUUCUACAGAUUACACUGAUCUAUCUCUAUCUACCAGAAACUGCCAAUGUCCCGCUUGAAGAAAUUGACGAGGUUUUUGGCGGUCAAGUCAAAGUCCAUCUCAAUGACGCGGAUCUGAUCAUGGAACCUACGUCAGAAGAGGUAGAGGUGAAAGAAGCACAAGCCGCUAUCAAGGAGUGA